Cyclocybe aegerita is the source of this 855-nucleotide messenger RNA. NCBI's taxonomy places the organism in Eukaryota, Fungi, Basidiomycota, Agaricomycetes, Agaricales, Hemipholiotaceae. The record is from the annotation of a GenBank genome assembly.
AUGGCCGCCCACCUCACAGAGUCCUUCACCAACCCCCCGGGCUACACCUUCCCCCACCACCGACUCUCCAGAGUCUUGCGCAACCCAAAUAAGACCCCACUAGUCUUGGUCGCGUGUGGAUCGUUCAGCCCAGUCACGUACCUCCAUCUCCGCAUGUUUGAGAUGGCCAAGGACCAUGUCAGGCAAAACACCGACUUCGAGAUCGUUGGUGGUUAUCUCAGCCCUGUGAGCGAUAUGUACAAGAAGCCUGGUUUGCUCAGUGCUCGCCACCGGGUGAAUAUGUGCACGAUGGGCGCCGAGGAUUCCAACACAUGGCUGAUGGUCGACUCAUGGGAAGCAUUCCAAUCAUACCAGCGCACUGCUAUCGUGUUGGAUCACUUUGACUAUGAGAUCAACACGGUGCUGGGCGGUGUGCAUACCGAGGACGGGGAGCAUCGGAAUGUCCGCGUCAUGCUGUUGGCAGGUUCCGAUCUUAUUGGGACCAUGAGUGAGCCCGGCGUGUGGGCAUACUCGGAUCUCGAACAUAUUCUGGGACGAUACGGAUGCUUCAUUGUAGAGCGCGCAGGUACGGCGAUGGAUCAAGCUACUGAUGCCCUGGCGCGUUGGCGGAGCAACAUCCACCUCAUCUCCCAGCUUAUCCAAAACGAUGUAUCGUCUACUAAAGUCCGGCUUUUCUUAAGAAGAGGGCUCUCUGUUCGCUAUUUAUUACCCAACUCGGUUGUGGACUACAUCGAGGAACAUGGCCUUUAUCAAGACGAGGGUGCCAAUACAUCGGCACAUCCCAGUCCAGAUAAGGGGAAAGAAAGGGAAAGGGAGGUCACCGCCAGUGGUUCAAAGAAGGAGGCCGUUUCAUAG